AUGGAAAGUUAUAUAGAUAGUUCUGAUAGUGAGUUUGGUCGUGCAAAAGCUGGGGGGUCAGCUGGAAAGGAGGAGAGCAGGGAACGGAGCCCCAGUCUGAGCGAAGGUGCUAGGGCUGAUCAUCCCAAGGGGCUUCGCUCCGCUGCGCGGAAGCGCCGAGCUUCGUCUCAGCCUGGCGAGACCAGUCCGACAGACAAGGUGUCGCGAACUACAACAUCUGGGGAUGAUGCUAGGGUGGGAACAAAAGACCCUUCCAUCCCGGUGGACCCAUCAAAGGGGACCCAGACUACUUCGCAGAAGACAACUGCGUCGGCGGGUAGUUCUAAGGGUGGUGGUGCCACCCAGGGGGAGAAGGGCGCUGGAGCAAGCAAGGCGCUGAUCGUUGAGCCCUUGCCAAAGCUGACGGCACCAAAGAAGCUACCAUUAAAGAAGGCACCCAUUAAGGCGAGCCUGGGGCCUGGGGGUUCUCGCAGCGACACGUCCGCAGCCCCCAAGCCCACCAAUAAUGUUCCCGAGGGUGUCCCUGAUGUGGACACUCGAUCUGCGGAGGAAGUGGCGGAUUCCAUGCUACUGGGUUCGUCGUUACCCGGUGCGGAGGAGGAGCGGAGGCAGCAGGAGGAGAUCCAUGCAAGUCCUCAUCAUCAAGAGGAUCAUGUGAGGGAAGUUGCGGCUACGCCGCAUGUUGAGGCGUCGCUGGUGGUGGGGGCGAGUACCUCCGCCGUCCCUUCGGCGAGUGCCCCGCCACCAGUGGACAGGAUUAAACUUGCACAGGAAAACAUGGAUCUUGUGCAAGUUCGUGUGACUGAGUGUCAGAAGCUUCUGGCGGAGCUGGCAGAGCAAGGGAGCAGUAAGCCCCAGGACAACACGGAGCUACUCGCUCUGAAAGAUCACGUGUCCAAGCUCACAGCCGAGAAGGUUGCUCUGGUGGAGAAGCACAAGAAGAGCCCCAAGGAGAAAAGAGAUGAGAUUAAAAAGUUACAGAAGAUCAAGGCGGAUUCUGACAAGGAAAUGCUUCAGAUGCUACAACAAGUGAAGAACUUGUCAGACUCCAACACAGCGCUGCAACAAUAA
Panicum virgatum (switchgrass) is the source of this 1071-nucleotide messenger RNA. RefSeq lists its product as uncharacterized. The transcript is spliced from 6 exons. NCBI's taxonomy places the organism in Eukaryota, Viridiplantae, Streptophyta, Magnoliopsida, Poales, Poaceae. Bases 1 to 1071 code for a protein of 356 amino acids. The record is from RefSeq and is a predicted model, not a curated record.